ACUACGGAAUUUAGUUGCAUGAGGGUAGCCUGAGAAAUCAACAAAAAUGGCAGCCUCCGAAGCGACGAGUUUCCCUUAUAAAUUAGAACUUGAGCCCCAGAAACAAAGUGUUUUUGUCACGCAGCUAGGAGAGCGAGGUGAUGAAGAAGAUGACAAUGUCAACAGAUAUCCAAUUGUGAAAGAGUCUGCAGGCAAACUCAUAGAGACUGGACUCAACACUCUGCAGAAAACUCUACUCCUUAAACGAGAAGUAGAGGUCGAUGAUGUCACGCAAGAACUCCGGACAAAACGCAUCCAGUUCCAGAAGCGAAUGGAAGAGUGCGAGAAGAAAAGGGUAGAUCUACAGAAAAAGCAACAGUUGAUGAAAGACAGAGUGGAAAAGUUUGACAAAUUCAUCUCAGAGACGGAGGCCAAGAGGAGAAGAGCAAUCCAUAAAUACCAGCAGGAACUGAAAGUCAAAGAACAGAAACAAUCAGAAUAUGAUCUACUUCUUCAGCAGCUGGAAGAGUUAAAAACAAGACAUAACAAGCUCAAUGAAAAGAUCAAGAAAUACAAAAAGUUUGAAGAAUUCCUAAUGAAAGUACUUGACAACAUUCCAGAGAAUUAUUUAGAAGUUAAUGAUGACAUGUUGAGAAGCAUCAUGGACAGACAUCGGACUCUGAGUUUUACCAACUAUUCCUUGGUCAAUAGGGUCCAGUCCAUGUACGAUGAAGUUGAUGAGAAAAAUCUUCAUUUAGAUGAACUCAAGUACAAACAUGAUCAGAGCAUACUGGUGAUCAACAAGGAUCUAGCAGAAAUGCAACAUCUACAGGAGGAGAGGAUUGAUAUGAAUGCUGAGCUGGAGGAAAUGAUCUUUAAUGAUGCAUUCGCUUAUCGAGACCAGAGUGAGACCUUGGGAAGAAUAAAGAUGGCAAUCAACAACCUGGUGGAGAAAUGUCACAAGAAACAUGAUGAACCAAUGGAGACGCUAGACUACGAAGAGAAGCUUCAUUUGAUCAUGAAUUUUGUAGUAGACAAGAUCCAUGUAGAGAGAAUGGCCAGGCAAGGCUUCGUUGUUUCAUCCGCAUCAUCAGGUAAACGAGAGAGAUCAAGAACAAAACUAGAGCGAACGUGAGAGAGUACUCCCUUUCAGGCGACCCAGAGUGGUGUCAUAAGUACAUGUUUGUAAUUGGUCAGAUAUACCAUGGGGUAUCAUGUAGUCCCCUUCAUUGGUUCCAUGUAUAGAGAGAAUGAUCAGAGGCAUGCUCUCCCAUGUUGUUAAUACUGUCAUUUGAUUGGCUCAUAGCUAUUCAUGGUAUCACUCUUACUAUACACCCACCCUGAGAUGUCCAUUUGAAAGAGGCUCUUCAACCUAUUAGAGAUUCUUGACUAAUAUGUGAUCGUAUUCCAUCAUUUGUGAAUGUGUUUGGCUGUCUGGCUCCUUGGUAUGCAUCAUCAUCAUCAAAAGAAAAGUUGGUUGCUUAUUAGCAUCAUAAAAGGUGUCAAUGUCAUUGUAUAUGGCAUCAAAUCAAAUAAUUCUGUGAUGAGAAAUACAUUGAAGAACUGGGACCCAUUUUACCAAGCAUGAUUGAUUUAAUAAUUCUCAACAAUGAGCCAACAACAUGAUUAUCUAGAAUGCGUGUAUGCCUUUCAAAUCAUGUCCACAUGAGAAGUUCUCAUGCAUUUUCAUUGUUUUUAUCCAUCAGCAUGAUUCUUCUUGAUUACAAAGGGACAAGUGUAUACACUUAUAGACAAAUCCAUAGUCGAGGUUGAUUGGAUCAAUCACUUUCCUUUGUGAGACAAGGCUGUGGGUUCGGGGCCCCGUUGUAUAAAAGGUACUAUUAUGGUAACUUUGCCAUGCAAUGUUAAUUUCCCUGAAAUCUUUGAUUCUGAUUGGCUGUUGAUCAUCGUUACCAUGAUAGUUACCAUUGGAUAGCAAAGUUACCAUAUUGGUAACUU
This is a messenger RNA of Lytechinus variegatus (green sea urchin), 1938 nucleotides long. Its product is annotated as coiled-coil domain-containing protein 42 homolog. The record is from RefSeq and is a predicted model, not a curated record. NCBI's taxonomy places the organism in Eukaryota, Metazoa, Echinodermata, Echinoidea, Temnopleuroida, Toxopneustidae. The transcript is spliced from 9 exons. The coding region runs from base 47 to 1114 and encodes 355 amino acids.